Molecule: messenger RNA, 1012 nt
Organism: Clunio marinus
Lineage: Eukaryota; Metazoa; Arthropoda; Insecta; Diptera; Chironomidae
Source: the annotation of a GenBank genome assembly
UCUAAACAUCAUGUUGCUAUCAACAAAGAUUUUUCGUUUUUCCCGAUAUUUAUCAACUACAACUCGAGUUUGGUCCCAACAACUCAAAUCAGAAGAGAAAGUAAAAGAUUCUGGAAAAAUACAUCAAAAAGAGAAAGAUCCAAAUAUAAUCUUUCAUAAACCACUUAACAUCAAUUUCACAAAAUUACCGCUCAAGAGCAAGGAACUUUCAAAAUUGAUUUUUUUGGAAAUAAAAAAAACACUCAAACGUCAAGAUCAGAUUAUUGUAGAAGGAAAUCAGCUGAUUAAAGAAGCAAUUCAGUCGAAUAUAAAGUUGAAUUAUCUGCUCUUUAGUCAUGUUGAUAAAAUAACUGACAUUGUUAAUGUUAUGGGAACUAAUACGAAACAUGUAAACUUUUUGAAGGCCCCUCAACAUGAUUUAACAUUCUAUUCAGUUCUCACAACAUGUCCAGGUGUGAUUGGAAUCUUCGACAAACCAAAAGAGAUACAACCGAAGACAAAUCCUUUACCAAUUACAAUCAUUUGUGAUAACUUGAGAGAACCAAAUAAUCUUGGAUCUGUCAUAAGAUUAGCAAAUGCAUUGCCUGUAACUAAAGUUCUUCUCCCUAAAGGAAACGCUGAUCCUUGGGAUGUUAAAGCUAUUAGAGGAAGUAGUGGAUCAAUUUUCUAUAUACCAACAGAACAUUCACUCGAAUGGAAGCAAAUUGAAGAGGACCAGACAAUCGACGAUUCAAUUAUUUUGAUAGCUGACAAUAAUGCUUCCAAAUAUCCUUCAAAUUCAAUUCUAUGUUAUGACAAGAUUCCAAAAGAAUUAAUUGAGAACAAGCAAAUUUAUGUUUUGCUUGGUGGUGAAACUCAUGGCAUUAGUGAAGAAGCGAAAGAUUUCGCUUUCAAACGAAAUUGGAAAGUUAUUCAUAUUCCGAUUGAUUCAAUAGUUGAUAGUCUUAAUACAUCAAAUGCUUUAGCAAUUAUUUUAUUCGAAUUAAGAAGAAUGUUAUCAAAUAGUUAUUAA